GGGCGAGCGGGCGGGCGGACGGGCGGACGGGCGCGCGGGCGCGCGGGCGCACGGGCGGACGAGUGGACGGGCGAGCGCAGCGCCGAGGCCCGGCCAUGGCCACCACCAGCACCACGGGCUCCACCCUGCUGCAGCCUCUCAGCAACGUCGUGCAGCUGCCCAUCGAUCAGGUCAACUUUGUAGUGUGCCAACUCUUUGCCUUGUUAGCAGCCGUUUGGUUUCGAACUUAUCUACAUUCAAGCAAAACUAGCUCUUUUAUCAGACACGUAGUUGCUACCCUUUUGGGCCUUUAUCUUGCAUUUUUUUGCUUUGGAUGGUAUGCCUUACACUUCCUCGUACAAAGUGGGAUUUCCUACUGCAUCAUGAUCAUAGCUGGAGUGGAGAGCAUGCAUCAAUGUUGUUUUCUGUUUGCUUUGGGAUACCUCACAGUGUGUCAGAUUACUAGAGUCUAUAUCUUUGAUUAUGGACAAUAUUCCGCUGAUUUUUCAGGCCCAAUGAUGAUCAUUACGCAGAAGAUCACUAGUCUGGCUUUCGAGAUUCAUGACGGGAUGUUUCGGAAGGAUGAAGAACUGACUCCCUCGCAGAGGGGAUUAGCUGUGAGGCGCAUGCCAAGUCUCCUGGAGUAUGUAAGUUAUACCUGCAACUUCAUGGGUAUCCUGGCAGGCCCUCUCUGCUCUUACAAAGACUACAUUACUUUCAUUGAAGGCAGGCCAUCCCACAUGUCACAGGCCAGUGAAAAUGGAAAAGAAGAGCAGCAGCAUGAAAGAGCAGACCCGUCUCCAAACGCAGCAGUUACGGAGAAGCUCCUAGUCUGCGGACUCUCUUUAUUAUUUCACUUGACCAUCUCCAACAUGCUGCCUGUGGAGUACAACAUCGACGAGCAUUUCCAAGCCACCGCAUCGUGGCCAGCCAAAGCCACCUAUCUGUACAUCUCUCUUUUGGCUGCCAGACCUAAGUACUAUUUUGCAUGGACCUUAGCUGAUGCCAUUAACAAUGCGGCAGGCUUCGGUUUCAGAGGCUACGACAGGAACGGAGUGGCUCGUUGGGACUUGAUUUCCAAUCUGAGAAUUCAGCAAAUAGAGAUGUCAACAAGUUUUAAGAUGUUUCUCGAUAAUUGGAAUAUCCAGACAGCUCUUUGGCUCAAAAGGGUGUGUUAUGAACGAGCGACCUUCAGUCCGACGACCCAGACAUUCUUUCUCUCCGCCAUUUGGCACGGGGUCUACCCGGGAUACUAUCUGACGUUUUUGACAGGAGUGUUGAUGACGGUAGCAGCGCGGGCUGUGAGAAGUAACUUCAGACAUUAUUUCAUUGAACCCCCUCAGCUGAAGUUGUUCUAUGACAUCCUCACGUGGGCAGCGACACAGAUAACCAUCAGUUACACGGUUGUCCCCUUUGUGCUUCUCUCUAUAAAACCGUCGUUCACGUUUUACAGCUCCUGGUAUUACAGCCUUCACAUCUGCAGCAUCUUAGUGCUGCUCUUGCUGCCUGUGAAGAAGUCUCAAAGAGGAAGGAGCACACCGGAAAACGUUCAGCUCUCAUGGGCCAAAAAGUUUGACGAAAGAGAAAAUUCUCUGGGACAGAACAGCUUUUCCACGACAAACAAUGUUUGCAAUCAGAACCAAGACACUGCCUCUAGACUCUCGUCACUGACACAGUGACUGGGGGAGCGCGUGAUGGCGGUUUCCCGUCUGUGAACAGAAAAACCAGUCUUGACGCCUUUCCAGAGACUGACUGGGUGGAAAUGGGACAGUCUCAGUUAGGGGAUUUCCUGUACACCAGAUUGGAAAUGGAAUGAAAUAACCCUCCCCAUGCCAUGUUCCUGUGGGUCACGCCUUAUACAAAAUCUUUCCAUAUUUCAAUAGGGCACUCUGACCUCAGCAUAUGCCCUCAAGGUCAUGUGUGUGCCCUGUUGCUGAAUGUACAUUGCGUAUCCCAAGGCACUGAAGAGGUGGGAAAAUGAUCAUGUCAAUCCGGAUGAUUGACAGGUUAACUUUUUCCAAAUGAAUGUCUUGCCUUAAACCUCCUGUUUCCUACAAUGUUGUUCCUGGAUGGUAUUUUCCAGGUGAGGAGACGAUUUCAAUAUCUGAUGUGGUGUGCUGCAGAGCGGGAUGGAGGAGGAUUUUUAAACCGGAUAUUUAAGAUUGUGGGUACUUGAAAAAUGCAAUAAACAUCUCAGUAUUUGAAAGGUUUCUUAAGGUAGCUCCGAGGACUGCACAUUAGAAGAGUCAGCAGUCAGGGCUGUCAAAUUACAGGUAGCUUGUUUUGCUGGGAGCUUAAUCACCUGGAGUCGGUUAGGAGGCCCUUUCAGGAGGACUUUCUAAAACAUAAUUAAAGGUUGGCAAUGUGAUAUUUUAGGGUUAUUUUCUUAAGAAAAAAAAAAAAAACAAAAACAAAAACUAAGAGGGCAGAUGAGGUGAGCAGGGCCAGAAUGCAGAAAGCACCGUGGGGUCCGCAGCCAAAGGCAGAGGGCUUCCCCGCUCCGUGUCCAAGAUCAGUGUGAUUGUGCGGGACACGAGAGUUCAAUCCGUUGAUAAUACUGUGGACUUUCUGGAGAAAUUUCUCGAGCAUAAAUUACAUAGAAUUAGAGGAGAUUGUAAGAGUAACAGUAGUAGGUUAUUUGAAGAUUUUGAAAGAAAUCUCUAGGAAUUAAGGGUAUUGUCUGGUUCAUUGGUUUCUUGUCCCUGUCAUGUUCGUCGCUAUUUGGGGAAAGUUUUAGGGAAAGAAAACUUAGUUGCUGAGUCUAAGUGACACUUUUUUAAAUUAAUAAAUUAGUUUCUACAUUCUUUAACUCCACGCAUUAAAAUUCUUCCAUUAAACUCGUGUGAAAAUGGGUGUAAGAGUCUAUCAAAACAAAUACAUGUUUUCCUCUUAGGGGCUGCUCUUGCCUUGAGUGACUGGGUGUGUCUUUGACCCAGUAGCAUCGUGCUGUGGGAUACAGCAGCUGUAAGCAUGUAAGCAAGGGGUGGAUUUGAGGCCGUGGAACUGAGCCAUGGACUGUAGGUUCUGCCUUGUGAGAGACAAAGGCUGGGCUUUUGAGCCGCUCUGUUAUUUGACCAAUCUUUUUAUGAAAUUUGUUUUGGUUUUGCCUUAAAUUUUCAAAUGAAAUGCAAAUUGUCAGUCUACGAUGAGGUUUUUGGUUUUUGUUUUUUGGUCACUAAUACACUUGGGAGUGAAGUUAAGGAGGAACCAGCAGUGGUGGGGUAGUUUAAGAUUUCAGUGGAAGGAAAAGGUGCAGCGGCCAGUGUGGCGUUCUCGGACUUUGAGGUAUGUGUGGCACCUUCGCUUUUCCCAAGGUGGGUUGUUUACCUCUGACGAGGAGAGUCCUCCCACUGCCUCUCCCAGGGAAAGGACUGGUAAAAACUUUUUCAUAGUUUGCCGAGGUGUUGAAAUCCACCUCGCUGUAGAAUUCGAGAGGAAAGAAAAGAGUGUUUACGGAGGGUACCUGCCCCCAAAUGUCUCUGCGAUUUCGUGAAUACCGUGGAGAAUCCAGUCACUAUUAAAGACAACCCUAGGCAUUUGAUAAGGGAAGGCUGGAGAGCCGGUAGAAACUGCUGAGGACUUGCUGGGUCUACCCAGAACUUACCCAUAACCCCCAUCUAUUUCUGUUACCCGAACACAUUUUAUUUCUGGGCCUGUACACUCAAGUGGCUGUCGCUUGUUUCCUCUCAAAGAAUUUAUAAUCAUAGUACUAUCAUCCAAAAAGCAAGACAAUAACCGUUGUUCUAGUUCCCGGAAGAUGAUGCACGGAACAUCCAAUCUGACCGAUUUCUUUUUUUCAUUCUUCUACAGCUACUAGUUACAUUUAUGAGAUCAUUUUUUUUUUAAUUUUAGAUGGCUGUCUUCUAAUUUGGAGAAAUAAUCAUGAUUAUGCAAUCUAAAAGAAAAUAAAUCAAAUUCUCAAUUUUUCUCAAAAAAUCAUGUUCUAGAAAAUGAACGUCUGGUUGGAAUAUUGUGAAGAUUAUUUUGCCUCUUAUUUAGAAGGAUUUAGGGUAAUGUUUGUGCUACUGUUGAGUGUGAAGGAGGUCAUUAUAAUAUGUGCUUGCUGUGUUUAACCGGCAGAACAGGUUUCAGUGUGUGUUGAUAUGAUUUUUCCAUCCCUCCAUGAAGUCACUCCAGAGAGGGUCUGUCUACAUCAUAUUUAUACUUCUGUUUGAUUAUAUACUACUCAGGGAAAAUAGAACAAAAAUAUUCUUCCCUCGGUUUCAUUUUCUUGAAACAAUAAUUGUUAAUUUGAUGUGUCUCAGCUCACUGUUUUUAAAACAAUGCAUUUUAAUCAGAACUCAGAGUGACUAGGGAAGCUUGCUUAGCUUCUGGAGUACCUAAAGUUGGAGAGAAGACUCUCUGGGCUUCAGGGGUGCCCAGUCACUGUGUCUUAGCAUGCUGGUCCCUAUCACGGAUGACAUCCAUACGGGCAUUUCCACACAUGCCACUUUUGAAGUUGCCAUCUAAAGGGUGAUGACAGCUUCCUGGAAGUACUAAUUGGCUUGGCUGGUCCAUCUGGCUCUUGCCUAGGGAGGCCCACCCCUCACCCCACAUCCUGUAGGGCGAAAGGCAAAGGGAGGGGUAGGUUCACAAAGGGAGCUGGUCACUGUUGGCUGCUUUUGAUUACUGGAGCUUAAGGUGCUGACUUAAAAAAAAAAUGGUUGUCUAGCAACAGGAAGAAUACCUUUUAAUCCAUCAGCUCAGAACGGGUAGUGACAUGCCAUUUCCCCUCUGCUUUCUCUGGUUUCUGUUUCUGCUGGGUAAAACUGGAGCGGAUUUAUGCCAUUAAAUACUCCCUGUAGAUUGCUGAUUUUGAUUACCAGCAUGUAUCUCCUCAGCAAUUAUUUCAUUCAGAGAAUCAACUUAUUCUGUAUUUUAAUGACAGGAAGCAAUUUUAAAUUGCCAUCAAGAUAACCAUAAAGGUUUUACUUUUGAAGACUAGAUUAAACAUUUAGGACAAAUGCUUUUCCGGUUUAAAUCCUGUUCGUCCUCAGUGUUCAACUUGUAUAUUCAUGAGCACAUCUGGACAGUUGUACUGAUCAGAUGUUCCUAAGUAUCACUCAUUGAUUCUAAGAGUUCUAAAUGAUACCUGACACAGACAUUUUUGAGAGGGGAGGCUCGUUUAGAGUGUUUGCUGCGCUGUGGCCACUAAGGAUGGCUCACAUGCUUAGUUAUAAGCCAGUGUUUGGAAGGGUUUCACAUGCAUAGUUACAAACCAGUGUUUGGAGGGGUUUCACAUGCAUAGUUUUAAACCAGUGUUUGGAAGGGUUUCACAUGCAUUGUUAUAAACCAGUGUUUGGAAGGGUUUCACAUGCAUAGUUACAAACCAGUGUUUGGAGGGGUUUGACAUGCAUAGUUAUAAACCAGUGUUUGGAGGGGUUUGACAUGCAUAGUUAUAAACCAGUGUUUGGAGGGGUUUGACAUGCAUGGUUAUAAACCAGUGUUUGGAAGGGUUUCAUUCAGGCAUUAAUAGUCUACCCUGGCUGAAAUUUAACACACCCAGUUUACCCUAGGUGCAAAAUUCCAGCUUACACUGUGACUGUAGCCCUACCUGCCCUGAGGACCAUAGAUACCUGUUACACUCCACUAGUCGCAUCUGAGGAAUGGCUGAUCAUUUAUACACUUGCCUCUGAUGCUUAAUCUCGGCUUCCCACUGCCCUUGGAAAGGUGAGUUUGUCUCAGAGAGGCCUCUGAAUGCGGAAGGAGGGGAUUUGCCUGGAGAAACAAAUCCACUCUGAAUUUUGAGUCUGAUGGAUCAGAACGUGGCAGUUCUCUACAGCGAUUUUUCUGUAACACCGUGUAGUCAAACCUAUUUAUAGUGACUCUCCUUCUGGAAGAAAAUUUCAAACGACAUUUUCCACGUUGAUAUUUUGUAGGAUUGCUCUUCUACUCAACGACUUAAGCUGCUUUCUGAGGCUCUUGUUGUACAGAGAGUGCAGCCAGUGACAUUUUAAUUAGUAGGCUGCUUAAUACUGUUUUGUAUGUUUUCAGAUAAUAAUUUAUUUUAAUAGGUUUUUAACACAAUGCAAACUCCAGUGAAGAGCUGACGAGACGCUCCAUAGGUCAUUGAUCGGGGAAACCUUGUCCAACAGACCCUAACGGCACAUUUAUACGCCAGCUAAUCUGUCUUGCCUUUCAAACGGGUGGUAACUACUCUUAAUGCCAUUUUUUAUAAAGCAGGGGACAGCCUGUCUGUUCUACCACACUUCAAAGACCGAUGUGCGACCACUGUCUGAAACCGGUCCCGUGAGACAUAGCCAGGCCCAGUUAUGUUUUCUUCCAUUUUGCUACUGUAACCAGCGACGGCAUAUAAUGUAAAGCCAAAAAGUUACAGAGUAAGGGAAGUAAGAUGACUGAGAAUCUCUCCGGCGGGCGCAUGCCUGGCAUGGAAGUGACCGGUUACUGCCUAUUGAGAUCAUUGCAAUCUCUAAGCCGCCGCUGCUUCCUGCACAGGCUCUGUUUGGGGUUAACCUCUUUGAGAGACUGAUUUGUUAUUGGUCUUCUCCGUCCUCUGGUGGGGCCGGGGGGGGGGGGGAGGGGGGGGGUGGAGGGGGGGAGGACACGUGUAGAGUGUUUGACAAACUUUUAAAAAUGUGUCUCUUUCCCCAUUUUCAAUGUCUUUGGUUCUGUAUCCGCCCAUCUGUCAGUGAAGUCCAUUUGCUGCUGACUUGAUCACACACACCAAGGCUCCUUCCUGUGUUGACUGAAAAUACAGUCUCGUCUGUCUUUUGUCACUUUUAUGUACGUGACGGCACCUCCACACCAGAAGGAGCGUCACACGAGGUGACAGGAAUGAAAGGGACACGGAUCCCUGGGACGUGGAAGUCCCAUCGCGUCAGGCUGAAGGUGCCUGGCUUCAAAUCUGCCUUCCCUUCCGGCUGAGCACUGGCAGGGUCCUCCCGACCCGAGAGGAGCCUCAGCUCCCACUGCCUGUGCUCACACUAUUUCCCUUUGUUUUCCCAGGUGGAGGAGAAUAUCGUGUGGUGGUCUGUGCUUUUAUUUUGUUUUUAUUAUUCCGAAAUAUUUUUUUAAAGGAGUGUUAUUUUUCAUCCGAUCCACAAACCAGUUCCCAUUGUACGGUGAAUCGAAGCCAUCACUGUGUGGGCUAAGCCGCGCCGUGAUGACUCAUGGCCGUUCUCGUUAGCCCGUGUCCUCAGAGCUGCACGGUGGCUUAUUGCUGGCUUUUAAAGGUGUUUUUAACUUACAUGUUAUUUUUUUCCUCUUAUUUGUGUGUCUUUAAAACUGAUUAAACAGUAGUUUAAAAGAA
Peromyscus californicus insignis is the source of this 7249-nucleotide messenger RNA. RefSeq names its product membrane bound O-acyltransferase domain containing 2 (gene Mboat2). Gene Ontology annotation, cellular component: membrane. The transcript has 13 exons. Gene Ontology annotation, biological process: lipid modification. Lineage: Eukaryota; Metazoa; Chordata; Mammalia; Rodentia; Cricetidae. The record is from RefSeq and is a predicted model, not a curated record. The coding region runs from base 96 to 1658 and encodes 520 amino acids. Gene Ontology annotation, molecular function: acyltransferase activity.